Messenger RNA from Glarea lozoyensis ATCC 20868, 1029 nucleotides. RefSeq names its product C2H2 and C2HC zinc finger. Gene Ontology annotation, cellular component: PcG protein complex; transcription regulator complex. Gene Ontology annotation, molecular function: DNA-binding transcription factor activity, RNA polymerase II-specific; RNA polymerase II cis-regulatory region sequence-specific DNA binding. Bases 1 to 1029 code for a protein of 342 amino acids. The transcript has a single exon. NCBI's taxonomy places the organism in Eukaryota, Fungi, Ascomycota, Leotiomycetes, Helotiales, Helotiaceae. The record is from RefSeq and is a predicted model, not a curated record. Gene Ontology annotation, biological process: regulation of transcription by RNA polymerase II.
AUGGCCACCCGACCCAGCAUGCACGCGCGAGACUCGUCUGGCCGAAAAGUCUCUCUUCUCAACGACGAACCUUUGCAGAGCCGCAACUCUUCUCAGUUCAGCAGCCACUCCCAUCAAUCGCAAUCGUCCUGCGCCGGGACGGAUAUGAACAGAUCAGCGUCCAGCUUCUCUGCACCCAGUAGUUCCGGCUCGCCUGCCAUUCCCGCGCUGAUCCGAGCGGAUUCCUUCGACUCCCAGAAUACCAGCGACGCCAUGUCGCCCAUCACCCCCCAUUCAGAGCUGGGCCGUCAGCAUUCUUACAUGAAUGCCGCGUCAAAGUACGAGGACCAGAGUCAUUUCGACUACCAAGAGCGAAUGCCAUCAUACCCAGACUUCUCAGUUCCCCACUACGGUGUCGCAGCGAAAUCUCCCUUCGAGGAUCGCAGCCCCCGCUCCCAGAUGCAAGUCUAUGAGGAGGAUCUAUACCACGACGAAAACGGAAACGUUUCCGAACGGGCCUCGAAGAGGUUCAAUUGUCGCUACAGGGACACUCUGGGUUGCGACAAAACCUUCACGACGUCGGGUCAUGCAUCUCGACACUCCAAAAUACAUACGGCAGAGAAAGCCGUCCCCUGCACCUUCAAAGGCUGCCAGAAGAAAUUCACACGCAACGAUAACAUGAAGCAACAUCUCGAAACCCAUUUCAAAGAUCGAGCACGAGCAUCGCAUUCCAACAAGACUGGUUCCAAACCACCAGCUUUGACGAUACAUUCCGGCGUGAAGAAAAGCGGACGUGCAACCAGCCGUCCCCAAACCCCAGCCAGGACGACAUCCAACACCGGCAUGACCUCUAUCAUAGACCCUGCAUUGUUCUCGCCUAUCGAUCGACAUCAUCCGGCUUUCAGCUCCCAACCAUACAACACUCUCAUCACCCAAACACUGGUUUCGAGACCAGUGCCGGACAUGGCCAACCAAAGCCCAACAUCAUCGUCCAGCGGGCUUGACGCCCUCGCUGCCGCUGUGGACCUACAAAGCCACCCUUCUCGUUAA